Molecule: messenger RNA, 324 nt
Organism: Clonostachys byssicola
Lineage: Eukaryota; Fungi; Ascomycota; Sordariomycetes; Hypocreales; Bionectriaceae
Source: the annotation of a GenBank genome assembly
AUGCUCUUCGGUGCCAGCUCUACAAUUCUGGCUGCUUUUGCGGCCCUCACUGCCACGACUUUCGCCAUGCCCGGGGCUAAUCCAAGCCUCGAGCAACGCGACUCCGCAACCUGUCGCUAUUUUCAAGACACGGACGGUCUUCGGUACGAAAUUGAAAUCGACAGCGCUCAGGAUGUUCAUGUGAGAUGGGGCUGUGAGGCGCAGGGAAGCCGUAAGAUUAUGAGCUUCACUGUUCUCGGUUGCAACCCGGGAGAUGUCGAGCGUGCCAUCUAUCUCGCCACCGCUCCUCACUUGGAGGGAGUCAAGUGUAUUACUCGGGGCUGA